AAGCCGUGAGUCGGAAGGGCGCCGCCGCGUCAACAGUCGCGGCGGCGGGGCGGGGGCGAGGCCGAGUGCGCGUGCGCGGCCCGCGCGGGCGGGGGAGCGAGCGUGGGGUGGCGGGAGCGAGCGUGCGCGCGCGCGGCCAGGCAGCCUGGGCAGCGGGUCCUGCCUGUAACGGGAGGCGGUGGACUGUCCUCUGUGUGACGGCGGCGGCUUCUGCUCCAGACACCUGCGGCGGCGGCAGCGGCGGCGCGAUCCGACUCCGCGGCGGAUGCGGAGAUGUGGCCCCUGGUGGUGGUGCUGCUGCUGGGUUCGGCGUGCUGCGGUUCAGCUCAGCUAAUAUUUAAUAAAAUCAAGUCUGUAGAAUACACCGUUUGCAAUAAAACUGUUGUCAUCCCAUGUUUUGUUAGUAACAUAGAGGCGAAGAGUAUUAGUGAAUUGUACGUCAAGUGGAAAUUGAAAGGAGAAAACAUUUUCAUCUUCGAUGGAAAUCAAAACCAGUCCAGUCCCAGCAAAAACUUUACAACUGCAAGCAUCUCAUCAUCAGAUUUACUAAUGGGCAUUGCGUCUUUGAAGAUGGAUAAGCAUGAUGCCGUCGUAGGAAACUACACUUGUGAAGUAACAGAAUUAAGCAGAGAAGGUGAAACCAUCGUAGAAUUAAAAUAUCGUAUUGUUUCAUGGUUUUCUCCAAAUGAAAAUAUCCUCACUGUUGUUUUCCCAGUUUUGGCUAUACUUCUGUUUUGGGGACAGUUUGGUAUUGUGACACUCCAAUAUAAAUCCAGUUUUACGAGGGAGAAAACUAUUUUUUUAUUAGUUGCUGGACUAAUGCUCACCAUCACUGUCAUUGUUGGAGCCAUUCUUUUCAUCCCAGGUGAAUAUUCAGCAAAGAAUGCUUGUGGACUUGGUCUAAUUGUAAUUCCUACAGCAAUAUUAAUAUUACUACAGUACUGUGUGUUUAUAAUAGCUAUUGAGAUGUCCUCCUUCACCAUUGCCAUACUGAUCCUUCAGGGCCUGGGCUACGUGCUCUCUGUGGUUGGACUAAGCCUCUGUGUCUCAGAGUGUGCCCCGGUGCAUGGCCCUCUUCUGAUUUCAGGUUUGGGUAUUACAGCUCUAGCAGAAUUACUUGGAUUAGUUUAUUUGAAAUGUUUUGCUUCUGAUCACAGGACUAUACAGCCUCCAAGGAAAGCUGUAGAGGAACCCCUUAAUGCAUUUAAAGAAUCAAAAGGAAUGAUGAAUGAUGAGUAACUGAAGUGAAGGGAUGGACUCUGAUUCUGAGAGUAGUAAGACGUGAAAGAAAUUCACCUGUGUUAAAGCACCAUGGCCUUGAUUCACUGUUUGGGAGAAGAAAACAAGAAAAGUAACUAGUCUCCAUCUGUGGGAGAAAGUAAAUUGUUGGCCUUCGAAUGAUUAUUACAGUUAAGUUUUUAUUUAAAGUGUUUUUAAUUUAGUUAAUAAAAGAAUUAUGAUCUGUGUUGUGUGCCCAA
Messenger RNA from Camelus dromedarius (Arabian camel), 1478 nucleotides. RefSeq names its product CD47 molecule (gene CD47). The coding region runs from base 274 to 1239 and encodes 321 amino acids. Gene Ontology annotation, cellular component: extracellular exosome; plasma membrane. The transcript has 11 exons. The record is from RefSeq and is a predicted model, not a curated record. NCBI's taxonomy places the organism in Eukaryota, Metazoa, Chordata, Mammalia, Artiodactyla, Camelidae. Gene Ontology annotation, molecular function: thrombospondin receptor activity. Gene Ontology annotation, biological process: positive regulation of phagocytosis; positive regulation of cell-cell adhesion; positive regulation of inflammatory response.